GCUGGCUUUAUAUACAACCUUCACUUAUUCGCUUAACGUUCGUCAUGCUCCGCAGACUUGCUCCCGCACUGGUGCUCCUCUCGGUUCUGAAAAGUCCUCACGUCCUUGCUGCGCCGGCUGUAGUUUCGCUGCUCGUCCCGUUCGCCUUGCCCGACGAAGCGAUCUCCGCCAGCUUCCUCGGUGACGACGGACAAGGACACUCAUCCUAUGCGCUCGGCGUUGGGGCUGCCAGUGGAGCGUUCACCAACACGGCGACUAUCAAUGGUGUCCUCAUUGCGGGUCCGACGGACGUACAGCUAGUCGGCGUAGACCUCACCACCGUCAUUGACGGGGCGACCGCCGUCGUCACCGGCUCUGCGGACUGCGCGUUCCCCACCGGGGCGGUGGCCGGCAGCUCCGUCCAAGCCAGCUGCAACCUGGCCGGGCAGGGCGUCGUCAACGCACCGGGGGGCGUCCAGUCCGAGAACAACGUCCAAGACUCGUUCCCGCAGACGAUCAUGCCUAUCAUCGGGCUGCAGCUCCCCGACAGCGGCCCGGGCGCCCUUCCUGGGGGCGGGCCCAGUGCGAGUGCCACCGCCUCGCCCUCGCAGAACACGGGUGGGGCGGCCCCUAGUGCAACGGGGGGCGCGGCUAGCCCGAGCGGCUCUCCUGCGAAGAGUACUUCGGGUGGGGGAUCUGCGGCGCCGAGCGGGAGCGGCUCCAGCGGCGCGUCGAGUCCCUCUCCGACCCACAAUGGCGCGAUGGAGGGUGGGCUCGUGAAGGGUUCUGGAUGGGGUGUCGUCGUUGCGGCGGGUCUUGUGCUCGUGAGCCUGCUGUGAACGAAAUCGAUAUGAUAUUAAAGCCUGUGUACGACUGCCUGCUUGACCAGCACUAGGAGAGCGAAUCAUGAUGUAUACAUUAUAGCGAUUCAAU
Messenger RNA from Dichomitus squalens LYAD-421 SS1, 912 nucleotides. RefSeq lists its product as uncharacterized. Lineage: Eukaryota; Fungi; Basidiomycota; Agaricomycetes; Polyporales; Polyporaceae. The coding region runs from base 45 to 818 and encodes 257 amino acids. The transcript is spliced from 3 exons. The record is from RefSeq and is a predicted model, not a curated record.